Molecule: messenger RNA, 1244 nt
Organism: Kogia breviceps (pygmy sperm whale)
Lineage: Eukaryota; Metazoa; Chordata; Mammalia; Artiodactyla; Physeteridae
Source: RefSeq, a predicted model, not a curated record
UCUCCCUUCAUGGGAGAAGAUGGCUGGCCCAGCUUUGAACAUCACAUCCUCACAGAGGCCAACUGAGUGGAAGUCAAACAGCACUUACUUCUAAGGAGAGAAAAUUUCCCAGAAGUCCCAGACACACCUCUCCUUUGUCUCAGUGGUUGCUUAAUCCAAGUCUGUGUAUAUAUAAGUAGAGCUGGAACAUAACUGCAUCAACUACCACUAAGUGUGGAUAACAGGAAACCUCAUCAUUUGAGACCAGCCCUUCACAUUUAAAAGUUAGAAUCCUGAAAAAUGAAGCCUAAAAUGAAGUAUUCAACCACCAAAAUUUCCCCAGCAAACAUGAACAGCUCAGCAGGCAAAGCCUUGGUAAAAUCUCCCAAGUUGAGAAAAUCCCAACAGAAGGCUGAAGAAGUUGGCUCCAUGUACUUUAUGCAGCUACGCUCUGGCCUUAAAAUAGAAAAGAAGACCUGUUACUUUAGGAAAGAAACCACCAAAAGGCAUUCACCAAGAACAGCUAAAAAGUACAAAGAGCAACAUCUGGUAUUCGCUGCCUGUCAGGAGUUGGAGCACCUUGGACAGUCUGUGAAGAGCUUCGCCUUCAGUAAAACUCGGGUCCAGAAAUAUACUACAGUAACUGGUCUUCCAAGUAUCAAAGAACAUUCUGCUUCCCUGAGUACAUACAAGGAUCAAUCCAUUACUUUUGUUUUCGAGGAUGGAAAUUAUGAGAUCUAUGUUGAUGACUUAGGAAAAGACCAAGAGAAAGACAAGGUGUUACUCCGUUACUAUGAUUCCCAAAUCCCCUCAAGUGAAACAGAUGGUGGUGGUGAUCAUCGGAAGUUAAUGGUAAACCUGAGCCCCACAGAAGACAAAGACUUCUUGCUGCAUGCCAACAGUAAGGAGCAUUCUGUGGAGCUACAAAAAUGUGAAAACCCACCAGAACAGGCCUUCUUUGUCCUUCAUGAGGAGACCUCCCAAUGUGUUUCAUUUGAAUGUAAGAGCAAUCCUGGAGUGUUUCUAGGAGUAAAGGAUAACCACCUAGCUCUAAUUAAACGAGGGGAACACCCUGAGGAUUCAAAUGAAGAGAAUACCAUAUUUAAGCUCUCAAACUUAAUGUGAUGGAAAGCUGCGGAUCUUGGGUUGAGUUGAGCUACCAUUGGAGAAAGGAUGAGCGAUAAAGAGACAGAUAACAUGAAGGGAAAUGGAAUGUUUAGUAUGCUGUGGAAUGUUUUCCUUAUUAUGUAUAAGGAUUUUUUUUU